CAGUUCGGCAGUCACUUUUCUGGCGGAAUUGCGCAGAUAAUAGUUUUCGAGAAAAAUGCCUGUGAAAGUUGAUAUCGUGCCUCCACCCCCAGCAAAUUCGAAACAGCCAGGCGUUACGAGAUCUCUACUAUAUAAUGGAUCUAAAUUUCAAGGGCAUCAGAAGUCAAAAGGCAAUAGCUAUGAAGUGGAAGUAGUUUUGCAGCAUGUUGAUGAAGAAAAUUCAUAUCUGUGUGGUUAUUUAAAGAUAAAGGGCUUGACUGAAGAAUUCCCAACUCUAACAACAUUCUUUGAUGGAGAAAUUAUCAGCAAAAAGUAUCCAUUUUUAACAAGAAAAUGGGAUGCAGAUGAAGAUGUUGACAAAAAGCACUGGAGUAAAUUUGGGUCAUUUUACCAGUAUGCAAAAACAUUCAACUCGGAUACUUUCGAUUAUGAAGCUUUGAAAUCAACUGACUUUGUUUUUAUGAGGUGGAAAGAACACUUUCUUGUGCCUGACCAUACUAUCAAGGAUAUAAAUGGUGCUUCAUUUGCUGGCUUUUAUUACAUCUGUUUCCAAAAAUCUGCUGCUACAAUUGAUGGCUAUUAUUAUCACAGGAGCUCAGAAUGGUAUCAGUCCUUAACAUUAACACAUGUUCCAGAGCAUAGCAUACAAAUUUAUGAAUUCAGGUGAAAUUAAACAGUUUUUAUCAGGAAGUUACUAUGAGACUUUCCAAAGCAGAACUGAAAUGGUGCAUAAAUAAAAAUUCUGGUCAGCAUAAACUUCUGUAUAAAAAAAAUAUUGGACUGAGUGUGUAAAUAAGAUGCAUAUGAGCAAACGCUGUAGCUUCAGUUUAAAAUCUUAACAUUCUGCUAGAUUGUUGGCUCUAUUUUGUGCAGUUAUUGGUAUAAAUUUUAAUUUUAAAAUUUUUUGAAAAUUGUAGUGAAAGUAAUCUUCCUGAUGGCUGUAGUGGGUGUUUUUACUAAAGUGAUGCACUGUCCUCUUAAUGAAAUCAUGUUUAUGGCUGUACUGUACUAGUAUUUUUUAAAGUUUUAACAUCAGUUUUGGAAUUUUUUAUUUUCAUGUCAGUUAAAAAAAAGUAUUGCAAGAACAGUACCAUUAGUCACUUCAAUUUUAAUAUAACUUUUGAAUUGUGUGAAUGAUGUGUCACAUUUUACCAUGUCUAAAUGUAACAGAUGUUUGUUUUCAUUUAUAUUAUAAUGAAAAGUAUGUGACUAUGUAUGUUGGAAAAAGAAUGAGUAAGUUAAUAAACUUUUGGCUGUUUAGUUUGUGACGUUGAGCAUCUUGUAACUUUUGUGCUGAUAAAACAAAUUCAUUGCAAUUUCCUGUCUGAUGCCGUAAUUGGCUUUUGUUAUAAAUAGAGUUGUUUUAACUCAUUAUCUUGAGAGUUCAAAGUCCACAGGCUAUAUUUAGACAGGGAAAAUUUCAGCAUAAUUUACUUGUUUCUGCAGUGAAUAUUAUGUGUGAACUGCAUUCGGUAUACAUUUUCUGACUGUUGACAAAAUUUUUUAAUGUGAUCAGUGUUUCUGAAACAAAAAUACAAAUUCUAUUUACAUGCAACUUAAUGUAUAAUAACUUUUAAUGCCUUGUUUUUCUCUGCAAGGAAGAUUGUGGAAUGCAUAACAUCUGCAUGUUUGUAUGUUAGUUGUAUAAGAAGUUUCUAUAUUUCUUGUUCUAGAAAUUUAAGUUACCUAAGUAAUUCUGUAUGGUUAAUAUUCUAUAUGUAAAGUGUUUGGUUACAAUUUAUUUUCCUUCUUGUACAUUAGAAGAUUGUUGAUUUCUGAAAGUUACUGUUAGUAACAAUUACUUUCUCAGUGCAAGUUAAAAAUUGUUACAGCAGAACAAGAAUUAACAAAAAUGAUAUUUACAUUAAAUAUAUAAUUUUAUUUGUAGAAUGGUUUUUGUUUUAUUUUGUAACACAGUUGAGUACUUCAGUUUCAGGAUAAAAUCAUUACACAUUUAUUCCAUUAUCAGCAAAUAAAUCCCCAAAUACAUAAGAGUUUUAAAUAGCAGUGAAAAAAUUUAUCUAGUGUUUCAAAAGUAAAUUAAUUAUCAUUAAACACUUCUACCAAUGUAUAUUUCUCUUGGAGGCUUCUAAGUAAACAGUGUUGAUACAAAAGAGCAGCCAAAAGGAUAAAGAUAGGCCAUAAGAAACCUACACAUUCUAUUUUACUCAAAGGAGAAUAGUGUGGCAUGCAAAAGGCUGUUUAUGUUCAAAAGGCUGUACGUUGCUCAGAAAUCUUAAUACAAUACUGCAAGUAGUAUGAAAGUGUAAGAGAAUGAUAAAUAAGUUGAAAAAUACAAGAAAUCAGAGGUAAGAAGAGAACAAUGAAGAAGUGUUGCUCAGAAGAAUUAACAAAAGUGGCGAAGAAAGGAGGGGUGCCAUAAAUGGUUAGGGACUAGCUCUGUGCUUGCAUAUCUGGAAUUAUUGCCAUAUUCCAAUCUGGGUGGCUUCCAUAUGUGGAACAACUCGUUCAGUAAUUUUUGUGCAGCUUAUAGCCUCAAUUCAGGAAGUUCAGCAAUAAACCCACAAUUUAAAAUAAUUCUCCUAUAAUGAUUGUCAUGUCACUUCGAGCAAGACUAUAAACUGCAGUUAACUCUUAUUCAUAAAUGCAGAUUUUAAAACUGAAUGUGAUGACUUGUGCUACUAAGUACAUGCCUCAGAUUUUGUGUUGCUUCUCCAUUCUAUAAAACAAUUAUUUUUUGUUUGGGGGUUGGGGGUGCACAUUGCUAUAGCGUAGUGAAAUUUAGAUUUUUAUCACUCUUGUACUUCAUUUAAAAUCGCAUAACCUUUUUUGUAAAUUGUUGUACACUCAUAGUCUUCGUACAGAAAAACACCAAAACUGCUAUGAUACUUUCAGUAUAAUUUUGUAAUUUUUCGUACAAGUGGAGUAGGUUCCUUUUUAUUAAAAUUAAACUUGAAGAUUCAUAUUAUGGUGGUGUGUUUGGUUUAAGAAUUGUAAAAAUUAAGCGGUGUAAAAAAAUUUGUUAUUGAAAAGUGUGGAAAAUGUUUACAAAAGGAUAGAACAGUGUUGCAGAAGUUAAUGCGUUGGAUGAAAUGUGGCAAAUGUGUGAAAUGUUGAAAAUAAUAAUAAUACUGUGAAUUUGGUAAUCAACAAAAUUAGCACACAUCAUGUCUCUCGUCAUAAAAACCAAACGUCAAUUAACAUACCAAAUGAAAAUUACUGUAACAAUUAUUAAGCAAAUUCCUUUUACCAUUAACUAUUUUUUAUACUUUUGACCCUUUAAGUUAAUUUGCUUGGUAAUUGGCACAUUUUAGAGACUCCUUUCCAGUUGUAUUGCACACUGGUAAGACUUAAUCAUGCUAUCAAGUGGCAAGGGCCAUAAGUAAUUGAGAAUGUGCAUCACUGAAACAUUUGUACACAUUAAGACUAUAAGGAAAGGUACAAAAUAUUAAGUUUUCAAUAUUUAGUAUUUUGUAGAUAAGUGCCAGACUUCAAAUUUUUGAUUGAGAUUCAAUAACUCUCUUCACUUGUAGAUAUUCUUUUGAUAUGCUACUUAUAAGUGUAAGCACAAUCUUUCAGUGUAGUCUUUAAAAUUGUCUAGUUCUGCUGGUUAUAAUUGUUGCAUAAAUAGUGAAACAAUUUAUGUAAUUUGUGAUAUGUGAACCGACUGAAAUUCUGUAUUUAUUUUGCUAAGUUUGCAUGUAGGUGGAAAAGAAAUGCAAUAAUACUCAAUGUCGUUACUUAUAUAUAUGUAUAGCUGUGUAUAAUGCAUCAUUAUACUAGUAAUGACUGGAUAUUUCCAGUUUGGUUUGUGAAAUAUGUUGUGAGCUGAGGCACAGGGUUUUGUGUUGGAAAUACCUCCUGCACGAAUUUUUGGGAGCCGCACUUUCAGCAUUGCUCUCCUUGGGUCAAAGCACUGACUUUUUUGUAAUAUAGUUCAUAAACAAUUAUUUAAUUUUACAUUCAUUUGUAAAGAAUUUAUAAAACUUUAUUUUUUCAGAAAAAGAUUUUGUUGCAAAUAAAGUGCAGUACUGAAGAUUUGCAGUUA
Messenger RNA from Schistocerca nitens (vagrant locust), 4009 nucleotides. RefSeq names its product glucose-induced degradation protein 4 homolog. Lineage: Eukaryota; Metazoa; Arthropoda; Insecta; Orthoptera; Acrididae. The transcript has 4 exons. Bases 56 to 667 code for a protein of 203 amino acids. Gene Ontology annotation, biological process: protein targeting to vacuole; protein catabolic process in the vacuole; proteasome-mediated ubiquitin-dependent protein catabolic process. The record is from RefSeq and is a predicted model, not a curated record. Gene Ontology annotation, cellular component: GID complex; extrinsic component of membrane.